AUGGCAUCCUCCUCUAGCCGCGCCGCAAGACGUGGGCUAAGCGAUGAAGACAUACAAGCUAUCCUUUUCGAGUGGCCCAGUGGAAGCGAGUGUUCUGAUUUGGACAGCUCCGAUGAUGAACGCGUUGAAGCAGAGCCAUCAAGCAAAGGCCCCAUCGACGAGUACAUAAAGGACUCAUCGGACGAUGAAGACUUAGAAGUGCAGCAAUCGUCCACAGUAAAAAACAAGGUGAAGAAGAUUUGGCAUUGGGCGAAAAAAGACUUCCCUAUCAACGAAGGCUUUCCCGAGAGUGAACUUGUGCCGCUGGUUACCCCGGAAGAGGCUAAAACACCCCUCCAUAUGUUCUCGAAGCUCGUAGACGAUGGUUUAGUUGAGCACCUAACAUUUGAGACCAAUCGGUUCCGGGUUCAGAACAACAAAACGAAGGUGAAGCCUGUAAGAGUGGAUGAAAUCCGGAAAUUUCUAGGAAUAGUUCUGUACAUGUCAGAUGCGUGCCUACCUUUCAGGCGGAUGUAUUGGUCGCGACUCCUGCGUCAAACCCACGUUGCAGAAUGUAUGUCUCGCAACCGGUUUGAUGAAAUCAUUUCUCUUUUCCACGCCGCAAACAACGACGACGAGAAGAAGAAAGGAGAGGAUGGGUAUGGCCGCUUGUACAGAGUGCGCCCCGUUCUCACACGCCUAAACAGAAACUUCUUGGCUGCCGCAGAAAUGGAGCCAUGUUUGGCGGUGGACGAAAUGAUGAUUCCUUUCAAAGUUAGGCACAGCCUGAAAGACUACAUGCAGAAAAAACUAAGAAAGUGGGGCUACAAAGUAUGGACGUUAGCUGGUAGGUCAGGUUACGUGUACCGGUUCGAGCUGUAUGGUGACAACCUCGUCUCUGAGCCGGCGGACCUUCAUCAUGCAAUUGGCGAAAGUGGGAAGAUAGUGGUACGUCUGACAGAAGGCUGCCAAGGAAAAGAAGUCUUCUGCGACAACUUCUUCGCGUCUGCUGAACUCCUUGCUGAAAUGAAACAGCGUGAUCUGGGAUGCACUUCAACUCUCAGAAGCGGGAGGACUGGUCGCUGUCCCCUGCAAAAUGAAAAGGAGCUCAAAACAAAUGGGCGUGGCUCAUUUGAUUUCCGCCACGAAAAAGACAGUGGAAUUGUGAUCUGUCAGUGGUAUGACAACCGAACUGUAACGAUUGGAUCAAACAAGCACAGUGUGAACCCUGUGGGGUCUUGUCGGAGGUAUGACCGAAAGAAGAAAUCCUUCGUUGAUGUCCAGAGACCCAGCCUUGUGAAAGCCUACAACCAAAGUAUGGGUGGUGUAGACAGGGCAGACCAGCUGCUUGCCUUUACAGGAACGACCUGA
This is a messenger RNA of Rhipicephalus microplus (southern cattle tick), 1350 nucleotides long. RefSeq names its product piggyBac transposable element-derived protein 2-like. NCBI's taxonomy places the organism in Eukaryota, Metazoa, Arthropoda, Arachnida, Ixodida, Ixodidae. The record is from RefSeq and is a predicted model, not a curated record.